GGCGAGGACCGGCAGGGCACGCACCGGCCGGCGCCCACCCACAUCCUCCCCCAGCAGGACCUGAGGUGGACAGGAGGGGGUGACUGCCUUUCUGUGACAGAGUGCUGACUCGGCUCCCGGGACCCCAGCAGGAUGGAAGAGAAGCUGAAGAAAACCAAGAUCAUCUUUGUGGUGGGUGGGCCUGGCUCGGGGAAGGGCACCCAGUGUGAGAAGAUUGUGCAGAAGUACGGCUACACCCACCUCUCCACCGGGGACCUCCUGCGGGCCGAGGUUGGGUCGGGCUCAGCCAGGGGCAAAAUGCUGUCGGAAAUCAUGGAGAAGGGGCAGCUGGUGCCACUGGAGACGGUGUUGGACAUGCUCCGCGAUGCCAUGGUGGCCAAAGUAGAUACUUCCAAAGGCUUCCUGAUUGACGGCUACCCACGGGAGGUGCAGCAGGGUGAGGAGUUUGAGCGGCGGAUUGGACAGCCCACACUGCUGCUGUAUGUGGACGCAGGCCCCGAGACCAUGACCCGGCGGCUCCUGAAGCGUGGAGAGACCAGCGGGCGUGUGGAUGACAAUGAGGAGACCAUCAAGAAACGGCUGGACACCUACUACAAGGCCACAGAGCCUGUCAUCGCCUUCUAUGAGAAACGGGGCAUUGUUCGCAAGGUCAAUGCUGAAGGCUCCGUGGACAGUGUCUUCUCCCAGGUCUGCACCCACCUGGACGCCCUGAAGUAGCAAUGCUGGAGCCCCUUCUCCAGCUCAAAGCCCUGCCCCACCCCUGUCCUGACUCGAGGCCGCCCUGGCCUGAGCCCAGCGCCUCCACCCUGCCUGGCUGAGCACAGACAGAGGAAGCCACUUUAUCCUGUUUUCAUGGACAGCCGAGCACUAAAGGAAUUUCCAAGGA
Molecule: messenger RNA, 886 nt
Organism: Cynocephalus volans (Philippine flying lemur)
Lineage: Eukaryota; Metazoa; Chordata; Mammalia; Dermoptera; Cynocephalidae
Gene: AK1
Product: adenylate kinase 1
Exons: 8
Coding region: 133-717 (194 amino acids)
Biological process (GO): nucleoside triphosphate biosynthetic process; ATP metabolic process
Cellular component (GO): cytoplasm
Molecular function (GO): AMP kinase activity; ATP binding; nucleoside diphosphate kinase activity
Source: RefSeq, a predicted model, not a curated record